Messenger RNA from Biomphalaria glabrata, 10996 nucleotides. Its product is annotated as laminin subunit alpha-like. The coding region runs from base 542 to 9637 and encodes 3031 amino acids. The record is from RefSeq and is a predicted model, not a curated record. Gene Ontology annotation, biological process: axon guidance. The transcript has 53 exons. NCBI's taxonomy places the organism in Eukaryota, Metazoa, Mollusca, Gastropoda, Planorbidae. Gene Ontology annotation, cellular component: basement membrane.
AUCUAUUAUAAAAGAUCUAGAUCUAUAUAGGCCUAUAAUAAUAAGUUCAGUUGUGCGUCAUAAGCGCAGUUCAAAGUCAUCAAUGUCUAGCCGAUAUUAGCAUUUGAUUGUUAAGAAACAUUCACUCCUGAAUGACUCAGUGAAAAAUAUCCUGACAGCUGUUGCAUGCAAUGCGGGACAUGAAAUUCAAACAUAAAUACAACACUAAAGUUGUGACUGAGUGCUGGGAAAGUUACAACAAUUUUAUGUGUAGCUAGACUUGGUGUGUAGGCUGUGUUCAAAUCUAGAUCUAUAGUCAACUAGUUUUUAAAGUAGCCUACUUUAGGCCUAGAGCUCUUAGCUCUUGAUCUGUAUAGUUAUAUUUCAUCACAUGUAUUUUAAAAUGAAAUCUUUAAAUAAAUAAUUGUUAAUUGUGUGUAGCUGUUUUUGUUAUAGAUCUAGUCAUAAGACUUCCUGAAAAUAAAACAACUAAAAAAUUAAUAUAUUUAUUACCAGAAUUAGAUUUAGUAGGCUUAAGCCAAAAUUUUCACCAGCUCUCAAAAUGGAUUGUACAUUAUCAUUAACCACAAAGUGUAUCCACUAUGGAUGGAUAAUAGCAACAUUAAAAUUCAUUUCUCUAUGUUCUUUUUUGGCUGCUGAGCCAGUCAAUGUUGCCUUAAAUAAGCCUGUGACUGCUUACUACAGUUGCGGCUACUUUGGUAGAGAAGUGUACACAACGAUGACUGAUGCUUACAGCUCUGCCUCCUCAAGGCCCAGGAGAAGCUGCAUUGAUUUCAGCUUCAACCAAAGUCAAGUGAAGGCGUCCUACCCUCCUGAAGCCAUGGUAGAUGGACGUUCAGACACAUGGUGGCAAAGCACAUCAAGGAGUAGAAUAUAUUACUAUGGUCAAAUGCUCGCUGUUGAGAUGUACAGAAAAUUAGAAGCCAUGAUUGACAUUGAUCUAAAUCAAGAGUUCCUGAUGGAACAAAUAACAAUUCAACUUGGAGAUGCUUUGACACCUCAGAAAAUAGCCAUCUUAAAGUCUCAAGACAACAAAACCUUUACUCCUUGGAUCUUUGCUGUGACUGUCAAUGAUAGGUGCUCUUCAUUUUUCAAUGCAACAUACAAGAUGAGUCCAGAAUCAAUGGAAGAUACAAUUUGUGUUAAUUAUGUUGCUGAUGAUGUGCCACCAGGGGAUAGUAUUAUAAUUGACUUGACUACAGUGCCAGCAUCCCUGAAGGAAUGGACCAGAAUACGCUAUAUGAAAAUAAAACUCUAUGAUAUGAUGUUUGUUUAUCCUUUCAAUUCAUUGGCAGACAGUUAUAACCACUAUGCUGUGGCUGAGCUGACAGCCAAGGCUGAAUGCCCUUGUAAUGGUCUUCAAACUGGAUGUGCAGUUAGUAACAUCACAGGAAUGUAUGAGUGUACUUGUGGAGGAAAUACAAGCGGAAGAUUCUGUGAAUCCUGUCUGCCAGGCUUUAACCAAUUUGCCUUUCAGUAUGGAAAACCAUGUGUUGAAUGCAAUUGUUUUGGUCACUCAACUACAUGCUUCUACAAAACUUCAGUUGAAGAAGGAAAGCUUUCCAUAGACAAAAAUGGUGCAAGGAAUGGAGGGGGUGUUUGUUUUGACUGUAAAAAUAAUACAGCAGGAAUUAACUGUGAGAAAUGUGUAGAUAUGUACUACAGGCCUGUUGAUAGACAGCAGACAUCUGAAGAUGCUUGUCUCCCUUGUCAGUGCAAUAGCUCAGGAUCCACUGGGAAUAAUGCAACAGGUUUAGUGGAUUGUGUAAUGAACAAUGAUACACCUAGAUCUGAUGGCAAGUCACCAGGUCAAUGUUUUUGUAAGGCCAAUGUAAUGGGUCCCAAAUGUAGUGAGUGUAAACCUGGAUUUUAUAAUCUGCAGCAAAGUAACAGUGAGGGAUGUUCAAAUUGUAAUUGUUACACAAGUGGUACUGUUGGCAACAGCACUCUUUGUACCCCUGAUAACAUAGGUCAGUGCAAUUGCAAGGCAAAUGUUGAUGGCAGAGCUUGUGACAGAUGCAAAGAUGGGUUUUACAACUUGACAAGUGACAAUCUUAUAGGCUGCACUCCUUGCAAUUGUAAUGCUGGUGGCUCUGUCCAUCAGAAUUGUGACAAGCAGACAGGACAGUGCAUUUGUAUCAGUCAAAAUAUUCAGGGAAGAAUAUGUGACAGGGUUAAUCAAGGCUUCUACUAUCCAAGUUCACACAGUAUAUACACAGAGCUAGAGGACAGUAUUGGUGAUGUGGUGGUCAACAGAAAUCCUUUAUUUGCUGGAUUCUCUGGGAGGGGGUAUGCAGUUGUGGGGACAGGAAAAAACAUCACAUUUUUAUUGACAACUCCCAGAGACACAGACUUGAGCAAUAAUUAUAUCAUAAUUGUUGUCUAUCGUUCUCAAGUAGUUAACAAUAUCACAGUCCAAAUACAAACAUCAGAUGAAGUUGUCAUAAACCAAACUUUGAUAUUGCCAGCAUGUCCAACCUUAUGGUGUCAGAAGAUAGGCUCCUAUUCUGAUAUCUUAAGUCUUUUCCCAGGGGCUAAUCUCAUCUUACUGAGAGUCAAUAGUGGUUCAGCUUUAUUGGAUAAAUUCAUUGCUUUGCCAGUAGAAUUGACAAAUGUGACACAUCUGUUGACAAGCCCAUUGCCUACAGAUUGUGACUUUGUUAGCAAUAUAAUACCAACUGAUCCUACUAAUAAGACUGCUUGCCAAAAAGCUCUCUUCUCAGUCACUAUGUACUAUUGGAAUUCUCCACUUCCUUGCAACUGUGAUGUCACUGGAAGCAUUAGCUUGUUUUGUGAUGAGAAUGGAGGUCAGUGCCAGUGUCAGCAGGGUGUCACUGGCAGAACUUGCAACAAAUGUGUUCCUGAUCAUUAUGCAUUCACAUCAACUGGCUGUACAGCCUGCAACUGUACUGGUUUAAGUUCUUCUUGUGAUAGUGGAACUGGUCAAUGCCAGUGUCCUGACAAUACCAUUGGACGUCAGUGUGAGUUUUGUGUUCCUAAUAACUGGAACUGGUCAAAGACAGAAGGCUGUCAGGACUGUGGCUGCUACUCUGCCGGCUCUGUCAAUCUACAAUGUAACUUGAGUACAGGUGUCUGCCAAUGUAAGGUUGGCUUUGAAGGUGCUAAGUGUGAUAGCUGUAUGAAUGAAUAUUACCUAUCAAUUAACCAGGAAUGCAGUCCUUGUUUGUGUGACCACUCAGGCUCAACCACCAAAGUUUGUAACAAGACUACUGGCCAAUGUUCCUGCAAGAAUAAUACUGUUGGCAGACAGUGCAGUGAAUGUGAUGUGGGUAGCUUCAGUCUUGGAUCUAGCCCUACGCAGGAUUGUUUGAAAUGCAUUUGUAUGGGCAUUACAUCAACCUGUGGACCAGCUGAUGUUAAGCUAAGCUAUAGUUUGUAUAAUCUGGUCAUUAAGACAGACUCUAUCACAUCUACCCUUCAACUUGUUGAUGAAACUUCUACAAAUGUCUCUCUACCAGUUCGCCCUGGAACUGAUCCAAAGUAUGUAGGGGCAGUGGUUGUGGAUGUGACAGCUGCACAACCUCAGCUGUACUGGAAGAUGCCAAACUCUUUCACUGACAACAUUUUGUCUCUUUACGGCUCAGAAGUAAAUUUCAUUGUUAACUACAUCAAUAUUUCUACCUCGACACCAUUGACUCUGAAUGUCAUUCUCCUUGAUGUGAAAGGACUGAAACUGGUUUCCCCUGUCAAGAAUGUCAAGCAAGGGGAGAAUACUGAGCACAAGGUAACUUUGAUAGAAGAUGGCUGGACAAAGUUUCCUAGUGGAGUCACAGUGACAAGAGGGGAAUUCCUCAAAGCUCUGUCAACUGCCAAAGCUUUAUUGAUUCCAGCCACAUUUGUGCUUGGCAACCAUACAGCUCAGUUGUCUCAGCUGUCACUGGGCUCUGUCAGUGAUGUUGGUCCAGUCAAUCCAGCUGUAGAACAGUGCCAGUGUGGUGAAGGAUACCAGGGCAGGUCUUGUGAGAAGUGUGCACCUGGUUAUAAAAGGGUAAAUGUGACAACAUCUGAUUACUUUGGUUACUGUGUCCCAUGUGAAUGCAAUGGACAUUCAUCACUGUGUGAUCCAGAUACAGGAAUGUGUCAAGAAUGCCUGAACAACACAGCUGGUGCUUCCUGUGAAGUCUGUAAAACUGGACACUAUGGAGACCCAGUCUAUGGCUGCUCAAGAUGUCCAUGCUAUCAGCCCAGAGUUGUAAAUGAAACAUGCCAUUUUGAGAACUCAUCUGAUGGUUUGAGUUCUGUCCCUGUCUGCAACUUCUGUAGGCCUGGCUAUAUUGGGCCUCUUUGUGAUAGCUGUGAUGCCAACUAUUAUGGUGAGCCACUGAAAGUUAAUGGGACUUGUUUACCUUGCGAUUGUAAUGGGAACUCUCUCACUUGUGACAACAUCACUGGCAUAUGUAAUAACUGUUCAUCUAAUACUACUGGUAUUAAAUGUGAGCAAUGCAUGGCAGGUUUCUAUGGCAAUGCUUCUCUUAAAAACUGUCAAGAAUGUAAGUGCAGUGCAUCAAACUCAACUGUCUGUGACAAUGUGUCAGGACAGUGUUCAUGUCUACCUGGAGUUGAAGGAAGAGAUUGCAGUUAUUGCCAGGCAAAUUUUUGGAGUUUUAACUCAACCUCAGGUUGCCUACCUUGUCGCUGCAUUGACCAGGGAAGUCAGAGCUUACAGUGUAACAACAUGACAGGUCUGUGCACCUGCAAGCCAUUCACAUCAGGAGAUGCCUGUGACACAUGUGCAGAUGGUUACUAUGGACUACCCCUUCAACCAUGCCAGGCUUGUAACUGUAACACUACCGGCUCAGUAGCUGCAACAUCUUGUAAUAAAACUAGUGGGCAAUGUCAGUGCCUGCCAGGUGUUGGAGGUCUUAAGUGUGACAAGUGCCUUCCUUUUUUUGUGAAUUUCACCACUACUGGAUGUCAGGAGUGUGGACAGUGCCAAAAGUCAUUUGGUCAAGAUAUUACCAGCCUGAUACAAGUUGGACAGACACUAUUCAACAAAACAAAGUCAACUCUCCUAGUUCAGAAAGAAGGCUACAGACUAAACAGUUUGUCACUAAAACUAAAUGAGAGUAUCAACCUUUUAGGUUUAGCUGGUAGCAAUGCAACAUCUGUUCAGGACAUCAUUCAAAAUGUUGAUAGUCAGAAGCGUGCUCUUAAUAGCACAUUGCAGAUGGCUAAAUCUAACGUAGCUCAGCUCUCAAUAGCCGUUGAACAAACAAAAUCUGACAGUGAUACAGUACUCUCCAAAUUUAGCAGCAUGAAAGAUAUCAGUACAAACUUAUCAUCAUCAGCUUCAUCUUUUGAAGAGAAACUUAAGAACUACCUUCUUUACCUUGAGCAGUAUAAUUCAACAGCCUCUCAGUAUCUAUACAGAAAUUCUACUUUUGGAUCAGUACUUUCAUUUUCCAAUGAAAAUGAAAUUGUCGGAAAUUUUUUGUCAUCAGUAAAUAGUAGUAUUGGUUUGAUGUCUGCUACCAAUACAGUUAUAAGUCAACAGGCAGUAACACUGGAAAGGAUCAAUGGCACAGUAGUGAGUUUGAUUAUGGAGCUAGACUCUAAAAAUAUGGCUGCAACUAAUUUAUCCACAUCCUUGGACUCUUUGUCAUUCACAACAUUCAGUUUAGACAACAUUCAGGAUCAGACUGAGGCUUACAAAGCACAAUUAGAAACAUUGUUCCAAACCACUGAUGAUGUCCUUAACUCAGCCAUCAAAAUGAAUGCAGACAUAUUGUCCAAUUUAACAGCUGCUCGUACAGGGGUGAGAAACACAGAUGCUAUUUAUAGUGGAAAUGCUGCUAUGGUAAUGUCUGGACCUGAUUACCUCCCCUUCCCUGUAGGUGUAACAAACUUUCUCACUGGUGUAAGUAAACUGGACUAUUUGUUGACAUCAACUCCUGAACUGAUAACCAAUGUUUCAGCCAAUGUCCUCAGUUUAGAAGCUCAAGUUGCUGUAUUAAAUGAAAGCUUAGCUGUAUACAACAGCACCUACCUUAACAUCAGUACCAAAGGCGGGGAUGCAGUAAAAGUGAUCACCAACUUUGAGACUGUGAUAAGGGAUCUUAGUACUUCAGGAAACAUAGCUGCUAGUGCUCAUGACUUGAUGACUGGUGUGGAGAAUAACUUAACUGGCAGCUCUCUAGAGCUCAUGAACUCAACUUUUACAGCAGAAAAUGAUACCAGCCAUAAAUUGAGGAACAGGUUAUUUGCUCUUUCUUUGGAAUACCAGCCAGAAGUUUUAAAGAACCAACUGACCAAUGCACUGUUCAACCUUGACAACGAAAUUACACAAUGGGGAAAAGCAGAUGCUUCCUUAUCAGUUAUGACAGUUGCAGCAGACCCUCUGAACACACAAUUGAAAGAUAAACAUUUAUCAGAUGAUUUAGCUAAUGCCCUUGCUAAGGUUCAAGCUGCAGAAUCAAUAGCUCAAUCUGCAAAUACUAGUGCUACUGAGAGGGCCAGUGAGCUGAAUCAGAAGCAGUCUGAGAUUGGACUUUUACAGAGUCAGAUCAAAAGAGUCCAAGACUUGCAGACAUCUGUAGAAAACUCUGUGGCAUCUUAUCAAGGGAAAGUUUCUAGCUUCAAAAGCAAUCUCACAUCUGCUUCAAAUCUGAUCACCAACAUGGAUUCAUCAAUCAAAAGUGUUCAAGAUAAAAUUAAGUUGCUGGAGAGCAAAAUGGCUGAAGCUGAGAGCCUAUUAAGUCGACUUCGCAAACCUUUGACAUUUGAUGGUGCAUUGAGCCUCCAAGUGAAGAACUCUGAGAGUGGCACUGCACAUCUGUAUGAUAAUGUUGUAAUUGAUGUUAAAAAACCAGCAAACUUCAGCGAUGGCGUAAUUUUAUUUAUGGAUUCUCCUGGCACAGAGUCUGAAUUUCAACUUGGCUUGACUAGUGGCAAAAUGUUUUUUAAAUUCAACACUGGCACUCAAAGUGUAAAUGUCAACAGUAGGGCAGACAUCUGUGGGGAUUGCUGGAUCAGGGUCUAUGCAACAAGAUAUGCAAAUGUUGGCCAUUUGACUGUGACUCCACUGCCAUCUGGCACUCCUGUGUCUGACAGUAUAGUUGGACCAGAUUCAAACACAAAGACAAUUAACUUAACAUCAGAUGUAUUCAUUGGAACUCUUCCCAGUGACAAAGUGACCACAAAAGUUGUCAACAGGGAGUUCAGAGGAUGUUUGUUCAACACUCAGUACCAGGGAAAGUACCUCAACUUGUGGACCAAAGCAGCCUCUGCCACAACGCAAGUCAAAUGCUGUGAUGUACCACCAAGUAUGGCUUCUCCAGUUUCCACAUCAGGCACCUCAUUUACUGGUUGGGGGUAUGCUGAACUCCCACCUAGAACCAUUGCCUUCUCUGACAUCAUACAGUUGAGUCUUGAACUAAGAACUUUCUCCCUUGAUGCCACACUGUUUAGUAUCACCUCUUCUGAUCAGGCAACCAGUUUCACCAUUUCUCUUACCUCAGGAUAUGUUCAAUUGUCACUUGUAGCCAAUGGGAUACCUUACAUUUUAAAAAGUAAUCACCAGUAUUCUAAUGGCCAGUGGAUGCAGAUUCUUGUCAUGAAAAGUCCAAUUGAGCUGAAACUUGUUGUUAGAAAAAUAUCUGAUCAAAGUAGUCUGGAUGUCAAAAAUGAGACCGUCACUUCUAUUGACCUUUCACCUUGUAAUGGGAAAAACUAUAUCUUUGGUUCUAACUCUACAAUUAGAAAUGGAAAGAUUGCAUUUGCUGGCUGCAUGAGAAACAUAUCGUUAACAUCCAAUCAAACAACAGAAUCUUUGUCUUUCAAAGAUGCCUCUACAGCACCUGGUGUUAGCACUGAUGGAUGCUUUGCAAAUGUCAUCAAUGGAAUUUUGUUCACCAGUCAGUCAGCAUAUGCUCAGUUGUCUUUUCCUAAUCAGUUGCAGCAGGUGAAGAAGCUGGAGUUAGAUCUGGCUACCCUGGAACCAAGUGGGAUUGUUCUUUUCAUCAGUAGUGAUGGUGCAUUGAGAUUUUUAUACCUGGCACUUUAUGGUGGCAAUGUCAUAGUGGUCUAUCGGCAAAAUGAUACAGCAACUGUGGUCAGCUCUGGUCACUACAUUAGUGAUGGUCAAGUACAUACCAUUAAAAUAGACUGUUCUACUUUCAGAGUUUCAGUAAACAUUGAUGGAGUUACUUUUGAAGAAACUAGCCCAACUUUAACUACAGACUAUCUGUCAUUUCCUUCCAAUGUUGUCCUUCACAUUGGUGGUAAGCCUUCUGUUGUACAGUUGCCAGAAUUUCCAACUGUUGUUUCCCUUGUUGGUGGUAUCUCCAGAUUGUUGGUGAAUGAUGGUUCCAUUAGUUUGACAGACACUACUUUUCAUGCUGAUGUGUCAUACGCUGGUGUACCUGUAGCUUCUACAACUCAGCUGAUGACUACUUCAACACAAAGUGUAUCUUGUGCUUCUCCACCUAUUCCAUCAUAUUUGUCAUACUCCGAGGGCUUCCUGAUGACUGGAAUGUAUGAUAUCAGUUUCAAUGACCAUGUUAUGGUCUCCAGUAUUGUGGAGUAUUUGGAAACAGGGUUUUCCAUAGAUUUGGACAUAGCCAUUUACAAAGCUGAUGGAGUCUUACUGUAUGUAGCAGAUAUAAUUAAAGACCCAUCCUACUAUUUUACUAUCUUCAUUAUGGAUGGUGUGGUCAACCUGCACAUGAAAACAUCAAGUAACACAGAUCUACAAGUUGUGCUGACUAAAAGUAUCAAAGAUGGUCACAGAAUAAGUAUCUCCAUUCUGCGCAUCAAUGAUUAUAUUGCAAUAAAGAAUGACCUAGACAAUGACUACCAGAACACUAAACUUAGCCCCAACAUCACAACACAGUUUCCUGUUCCAAAUACAAACAAAGUGUAUCUAGGUGGACUGGGUGUCUAUGAUCUCAGCACAUCACCUUUGCCACAGGUUUUCCAUGCACAGCCAGAGAAAGUUAUGUUUGCUGGAGCUGUUUAUUCUGUUAAAGUUUCAAGAACCCUUACAGACAAUUUCUACCUAAAAAUUGACACAUUAAACAGAACACAGUUUCCAGCAGUUCCUAGCAAAGUUUCUUAUGGCGUGACUCUGUCUGGUGUCAAUUCUUACUUAGGAUUAGGUCUAGUAUCAACUCUGGGGAAUUUUUCAAUAACACUACGUUUAAGUACAACCUCAAGCUCUGGAUUACUAUUUGUAUUACAAGUUACAUCCUCUACAUAUUAUGUUGCUUUGGACUGGAGUAAUAAUCAGCUUAAUUUUUACCUGGCACCAAGUUUCCAAGGUUUUGUUGAUCCGUUAGUAAUCCCAUUAGAUUCUACAGCCAAUGUAUGUGAUGGUAAUAUGCAUGAUGUCAGCCUACAACUGGACACUAACUCAGUGACUCUAUCAGUUGAUAGUGUUUUGAAGUCUAAGAUGAACAUACCAGCAAGUCAUGCACUUCAACCAAUGACCAAUGCAACUUUAUUUGUUGGAGGAUUAAAAGAUUCAUCUUUAACAUUACCUCCAAGUCUAUCAAAAGCAAGUUUGUCAGCUUGUGUGCAGUCAGUCAUCUUAACUAGAACAGAGACAACAGCUCUAUAUGAUCCUACCCAGUAUGCUGCCUCUAGCUCUGGAACAUCCUAUGGUUGCCCAUAUAUAUAACAGGAAUAUCUGCAAUGAUGAAAGUUGUUGCUGGCUUAUCUUUUUUAUUAUUAAAAAACUUAUUUUUUGCUCAUCAAAAAGUAUUUUUAAAGCUUUUUUAUUUUAUUUAACUUGUAAUUUACUCCAUGAAUUAAAUUUCAUGUAUCCAUAUUGUAAUAACUUAAGUGAGACGACUCAACGAGACAAGGAUGUUUAUUCACAGGAAAUCACAAAUACAUAAUAACAUCUUCCUUUAGCACAAUCUCUUCACUUCGGCUCUAGACUUGGGCGGAAAUACUUUUUUUCUCUAAUGUCAACAUCCUUCCUAGUCUAGUCACUAAUAUUGCGCAACUUCUGCACUAUCUUGGAUAGUGGUGUACAUAAUGGUGGUGUACAUGGCAGUGGUAUAACAAUAUAAUCAAGCAUCUCUAUUACAACUUUGGUCAUAAUGACAAUGAAAGUGGUCUAGAACAGCAUUUCUCAAAUAGUAGGGCACGCCCUCUUUGGGAGAGGGGGUAGCUUGACAUGCUGAAAAAAGACAAAAAAAGUCUGUUGUAUUUACACUGUAUCCUUAAAAUCCAUAUUUGAGCAGUAAAAAUAACAUGAUUACAUAUUUAAAAUCCCUUGAUAUGGGGUCGCAUCACUUGUAAAAGUUUUAAAAACUCUUGUCUGGAACAUUGCCUUAACAAAACUUUAAUUUAAAAAAUUAAGUAAAAAAGCCUAUCAUUAUUAAACUGUCUUUUUUUUUAUUAAAUAAGCCUGUGUAAUAUAAAAAUUAAAAACACUUAUAAUAAUUUUUCUAAAAAAGGGAAAUUAUACAUUAAUUUAAGCUAGUAGUGAAGUCUUGCAAAGCUCAAAAAUAUAAUGUCAAUAUUUGGUCUGUUUACUCAUAUGCUUUGUAUGUACUUACAUAUAAAAUCAAGCUUUAACAAAUGUUUUUAUAAUUGGAAUGAAAGAAUUCACAUCAAAUGUUACAAUGUGUAGCAUUAUUUGUUGUUUUGAACAAGACCUAGAUUACCAUAUAUUUUCAAAAGAAAUACACUGUUUGAUGUAAGUAAUUAUGGCAAUGAUAAACUUUGAAUUUUAAAAAAUUAAAUAUAUUCUUUAAAAAAAAAUGACAACUCUUGAUAACAUUGUCACUGAACAGAAUGAUAGAAAUUUGUGUUGAAAGAUGCGUUUCAAUAAUAUAUAUUUUAUGAAGUGGGUUGUUGUAUUGUGAAUUGGAUGUACUUUUACAUAUCAGUGCAAUUUAAGUGACUAGCAGUGCCAGUACACACACACACAUAUGUAUAUCCCUCUUCUGAUACUUUAUGUUGAUUACUCUGUUAUAGCUCCAAACAGCUAGCACAACUAACCCUAUGUAGGUUUAUUAGCCCAUUA